Messenger RNA from Lytechinus variegatus (green sea urchin), 3443 nucleotides. RefSeq names its product thioredoxin-like protein 4B (gene txnl4b). Bases 340 to 789 code for a protein of 149 amino acids. The transcript is spliced from 3 exons. The record is from RefSeq and is a predicted model, not a curated record. Gene Ontology annotation, cellular component: spliceosomal complex; U4/U6 x U5 tri-snRNP complex; U5 snRNP. NCBI's taxonomy places the organism in Eukaryota, Metazoa, Echinodermata, Echinoidea, Temnopleuroida, Toxopneustidae. Gene Ontology annotation, biological process: mRNA splicing, via spliceosome.
AUUCUUGGCCCAAGCCUAGCCCAGAUCUCCGUUUCAUAAAACUUGCUACAAUAACAAAGUUGCAAUUAACACUUUCCAGCUACCGAAAUCCUUCAUUUGGUAGCAAGCCAGCUAGAGAACUUGAUCACCUGACAAAAAUUUGAUGGUCACGUGACAGCGAGGUAUUGCAGUAUUUUUAGUAUUCGUAAACAGAGCUGAGACACAGACUGACAGAAUUCUGUUGCCUCAAGGCUACAAGCCCUCGAUCAGUCUCAGGCACUUAUUACAAAAUGAGCUAUAAUUGAACUGAAGUAUAGAGGGUCUAAAUCUACUGCCUGGCAUCAGCCUAUAUACGUUGUCAUGAGUUACUUGAUACCUGCACUAUCCACAAAGAAAGAGAUAGAUGAAGCAAUCAAGCGGACAGAAGAUAAGAUACUUGUGCUUCGGUUUGGACGCUCAGAUGAUAUUGUGUGUAUGCAACUGGAUGAAAUUCUGUCAAAGACAAGCCAAGAAUUGGGAAAGAUGGCUGACAUAUAUUGCAUUGAUGCUGACAGAGUUCCAGUCUAUACACAAUACUUUGACAUCACUCUCAUUCCAGCAACAUUGUUUUUUUUUAAUGGACAACACAUGAAAGUGGAUUACGGAUCCCCUGAUCAUACCAAAUUCAUUGGCAGCUUUAAGACUAAACAAGACUUCAUUGAUCUGGUAGAAGUCAUAUUUCGUGGUGCUAUGAAAGGCAAGCUCAUGGUGACAAGCCCUAUUGAUCCUAGAGAUGUACCUCAGUAUGAACUACUGUACCAAGAUAUUUGAUGAACAUCAAAACUGUUUAUUGGUAUGUGAGGUAAGCAGGACCAGGUGAAGGUCAUGGUGCUAUGAGAGGCAAGCCAUUGCUUCGUAAAUAGGUCCCCAAGAAUAAAUUGCUGUAUCAAAACAUUAUUUGAGUUAAAUAUAAGUUAAGUAUAUUACUGUAUAACAAGAUCUGAAAGCUAUACUUUUUGAAGAUUGCAAUAUGAAACCCUGUUAAUGUACAUGUAUUAAGACUACAAGCCAGGUAUUUGUAAAUGCCGUAGCUCACAAAUGAAAUGAGGUAGCUCCUCAUCUCCGGAAGUACAGAAAUACCAAAAUAAUGAUACUUGAAAUAUACAUGUACGUGUACCAUAACAUUUCCAAAUUCAUAUUACUUCCUAUAUUAGUAGGAAUCAAUACUUCUGUUGCAUCACACAAUCAGACAGAUCAAAUUUCAAAACCUCCCAGGGGGGGGGGCACUUACAUUGAUGAGUAGAUACCAUGCACAACCAAAAAAACACGUUAUAAGGAUGUCUUUUUCAAGAUAGGGCACGUUACAUACGUAACGUAAAAGGGUGUCAAACACUAAAAUAAUGAAAAAAGGGUUUCUAUUUCGCUAGAAAAGCUAUAUGUUAAGAUCAGAUUUGCGAAGGUAUGAACAAUUAAGACUAAAAUGUUUUAUAAAAGAUGUACUUUUUGCCACAACAGUCAACAGUGUUACGCGAGAUGUGGGAGAUGGGACCGUACUUCUAAACCCAAAACCAUCGACCAACGUCUGUGACAUAAUUUCUUGUUUAAGGGUUAAGUUCAGGGAAUUCUUGCCAAGAGUAUCGUUUUGUUUCUAAUACUUUUUAAGAGUAGGGUUUCACACUCCAAUACUUGUUAAGGAGUGCAUUGUCAGAAUAUAGAAAAUACGUGUUUAGGGUGCUUUUUGAGACCUUGUGGUCGCGCGUGGUAUCCACUCGUCAAUGGAAGUGCCCCCCCCCCCCCUCCCGGGCAAAACCUUCAUGUUCAGUGUAAUUUAUUCUGUGUGUAUUGUCUUUGCACACAUGAAUAAAACCAUCACUGAAACAUCAUGUUAAAAGGAAUUGAUAUGGCUGGAGUUUGUCUUUCUGCUUUAUUUCCCGGGGGGGGGGGGGGGGAUAUGAUUAAUGAGAGUUUGCCCAGUGAUCUCCUUGUACCAGUAGGACAAGUUAUCUGCACCAAUUCCCAUUCAUUAGAAGGCUCUUAUUUCUCAUACAGUUAACGUGCUAAAGCAAUUGUAUGGGAGUUAAAUCAGAAGAUUCAAAGUACAUGGCCAUGCGUUUUAUGUUGGGCCCGCAAAUAGGUGGUAUCGUUACAUUUGCACGACAAGCACAGAAAUAAUUCAUGGUAUAAAACUUGAAAUACAUGUGCUACAUGGGUAUAUUUGGUAUCAUAUUAAAGGGAAUCUUUAUACCAAUUACUUGAAAGAAAAAAAAAUACUUGAGAUUACUUCAUUUACCAGUAAUUAGCAAUUAUGUAAUAUCAAUUGGCCAUUUUUGCAUGGUGGUAGACGAGGGGAGCAUAAAUUUUCAUUUCAUUAAGAAACUAAAUGUGUAACAUCACAGUACCUAAAAAUGUAAUAGUUUUGGGGCUGACUGGCUUAUUCUUCAAUCAUAAGUGGGUCAAAUUUGAACUUUUCAGUUUAAAGGAUGCCUAAUUAAGCUAAUCAGUAUAAUUAAUUGAUGUUAAUCAUGAAAUUAACAUGAUUUAAAUUGUGACUGUCUGAUGUACAGGAAAUGAAGAGAGAUAAAAUAUAGUUGUGGGUUACAAUUUAGAAGCUGAAAAUUUUCAAAAAUAAAAGCAAAAACUAAUUAAAGGCUUCAGAGAUAAAUCAAUCUAUUGUUUAAAUAAUUAUGACCUCAUGGUUUCAAUAUUGACAGCAAAGACUGAUAGUGAUAACUUUGAUGUGUCCUAAUCUUCAGAUUAUUCUGGUAACAUAACUGAUAGCAAAUACACCUUUUAUGCAAUUUUAAUUGAAAACUUGUUUGUUGCAAUAAAGCCCUCAUCUGAUGCUAUUUACUUUUUUUUUCUUAAUGUUACAUCACACUUUGUCUAUAAAUCAGUACAUGACACAUAUUUGGCUGGCACAAAAGUGUUCAGGUAUAUUUUUCCAAAUAAUAAAAAAACUAAACAAAAAACUACUUGAGAAUGAAACUGGUACAAAGAUUUUUUUCUAAAGAGAGGCAAAUGUACCCAUACAUGUAGAAUAUGUUCUGUGCAUUGACGUUCAAUUGACCCAGUACCAAGAGACCAUGUCUUGCAGAACGUUGAGCAAGAGGAUAUCUUUAAAAUAUAACACUCUAAAAUAACAUAAAGUAUAUCUGCCAGGUUAUGGAUUUAUUUAUAACAUGUUAGUUGCUUUUGUUCCACCAAGUUCAAAUAAGCUAAAUCAGUAAUGAGAACUUUUCAUUGUGAAUUCACAUUUUUCCUAUAUUUAUAUGUUAAACGUGACUCUCAGUUGUCAACCUGUGGUCCACCGGUCUUUGAGCCAGAGGUGACAAAUCCCACGAUUUGAGUCAAAUGAAAUCAUUUUUUAUUCAUAAUAACCACAGUAAAUAUAUUAUAAUAUACUGGUUAGUGUUUGCAAGUGUAUUUAUGCAACUAAAGGCAAGACUAAUUAAUAUUUUAGGGGUAAAUAAAGCAUUGAUACAUAU